Molecule: messenger RNA, 1755 nt
Organism: Talaromyces atroroseus
Lineage: Eukaryota; Fungi; Ascomycota; Eurotiomycetes; Eurotiales; Trichocomaceae
Exons: 2
Coding region: 1-1755 (584 amino acids)
Biological process (GO): basic amino acid transport; transmembrane transport
Cellular component (GO): fungal-type vacuole membrane
Molecular function (GO): basic amino acid transmembrane transporter activity
Source: RefSeq, a predicted model, not a curated record
AUGGAUGAGAAUACGCCUUUGAUUGCCGGUGAGAACCGCAGUAGGCUCAACGUUACCGUGAAUCAGCCGGCAUAUGAGACUGUGCAUCGAGGAGAACUGCCUCCGCAACAUGGUUCGCCUGCUGACCCAGCGUCGGACGAGAACGUUGAGUCUCAAGACGCCUCGGCGUCGAGUGGGAUGUUCGCACAUCAUUUCGUUAAUGUCACGCCGAGUCAGUUCUGGUGGAUUUUCGGCGGCAUCGAGGUUGGCUACCUGAUCGGGUUCUUUGACUCGACGUUCAUGGCCUCCAGUCAUCCCGUGAUUACUUCGGAUUUCCAUGCAUCCAACUCAGCAUCCUGGCUUUCGACGGCAUUUCUCCUCACGUCCACGGCUCUUCUGCCGCUGUUUGGUCGCAUUUCCGAUGUCGUCGGUAGAAGACCAGUGUACUUGUUUUCGAUAGCCGUCUUCUUCGUCACGACCGCCUGGUGUGCACUGGCUCAAAGCAUUGGUAGCUUUAUUGUCGCCCGGGCUUUCUGUGGACUGGGUGCUGGAGGGGUCUUUUCCAUGGGCAUGAUCAUAUGUAGUGACAUUGUGCGUUUGGAAUACCGCGGCGUCUACCAAUCCGGUAUUAAUAUGAUCCUUGGAAUUGGCGGUGCCCUUGGUUAUGCCGGGGGAGGCGCGCUUUGCGACCGUCUUGGCUGGCGUGGAGCCUUUGCCAUACAGCUGCCGUUCAUCUUCGCUUACUUACUCAUUGCGAUAUGGACAACCCCCCGAGAUCUGGGCCGCGUUGACCCAAAGAACGAGUUUCCGACCAUCUCACAAUUGCUGGAGCGCAUCGACCUGACAGGCUCUUUCCUGCUCACUGUCAGCGUGACGGCUCUGCUCAUCGGCAUUAACCUGGGUGGUAACGUACUCUCAUGGUCUCACCCUCUUGUGCUCUCGUCGCUUGGGCUUGCCGCCGUUGUCGGAGUCAUUCUCCCAAUCUAUGAAAGCCGAGUAGAGCGUCCUGUGAUGCCAAUCAGACUAUUGAACCAAGCGCCCCAUGCCUACAUUAUAUUCAGUAAUUUCUUUGGCGCGUUGGCAAUGAACAGCAUCAUGUUCAACAUUCCACUGUUUUUCCAAGCUGUAAAGUUGGAGUCGGCUACAAACUCUGGACUACAUCUCCUCCCAGUGUCCGUUGGAAUUACUUUUACCAGCGUGUUGACGGGUGUAUUGAUCACUUUGCUUGGGAAGCUUAAGCCCUUUGCGGUAAUUGGGGCUGCUUUGAUUUUUCUCGGAGGGCUCAGCACCACUGCGCUGACAUUGGUGGACCUGCCAUAUGCCAUAACCUUGAUAUUCCUGUCACUAGCAUGCCUAGGUCAAGGCUUCGCUUUCCCAACAUAUACCGUGGCGAUUCUUGCAGUCAAUAAACAGGAAGACCAGGCGACAUGUGUCACAACAAUGGGCCUGUGGAGGAAUCUUGGCUACGUCUUGGGCGUUGCCGUCAGUAGCUUGGUGCUUCAGAAUUCGCUCCGUAUUCGCCUUGACCAGGUCGUGACGGGGCCUGAUAAACAGAGCAUUAUCGACGUGGCUCGUAAAUCGGUGGAAUCGAUCGUCACACUUGAUCCAGAACACCGCGAACAAGUUGUCCAAGCAUACACCUUCUCGCUACGCUUGACCUUUUUGUCCGCCGUAAUAUGGGGGUUGAUUAUGCUGUUUCUCACAAUCAUGGUGAAGCUUCCGGUGUUGAAACGAGGCGGGAAAAAGAUCAACUCUGAGGAUGAAGAGGAGGAAUAG